CGGGGGGCGAUUUACGAUACGGCAACAACCGGCUUUCAAGACCUCCAACUCUUCAACGUUAUCUAUCAUACCCCGAUUAUGUUGGAGCAAAGCCCCCUGGCUAUUAGUUCUGACGCUAAUUCCGCGCCAAGAUUUCCCCAGAAAGGCUUCUACAGCGUCGUCUAGGAUCGCCGCUUGCUUUCCUCUUUACCUUGAUAUCUUGGGGUUCCUUGACGUUUCGAUGGCUGAUUAUCUCCAAGCGUCAGACAUAAAGGCAGUAACCCACCUGCGAUCUGCGACCUUCUGAAAAGUCUGAAUGAAGAGUCUGCCAAUCUCCAAUGCAACGAAAAUCUCUUCCUCGCUAGCACAAGCACACGCACGUUCUACUUUUAUUUCCCCUUUGGGUCCCCAACGACCAUGCCACACGACUCCCUUCAAGAGAAAGGCGAAGACAUCACGCCGGCCGCUGAAUGGAGCAGUUCAAGCGCGGAUGCCGUCAAGUUGGAAGAUGCCGAAGAUGCAUUUGAGGUGUUCAAGAAAGGAGAUGGUUCGGUUGAUUUCCGAACCGUCAGUUGGAUACACGCUUCUGUUAUAUUCUUGAAGGUCAUCUUCGCCACAGGUGUCCUAACCAUCCCGUCGGCUAUGUAUGUCUUAGGUGCCUUACCAGGGGCCAUCAACGUGCUGGGCUGGCAGUUCUUGAACACGUACUGCGCAAUCAUCCAGGGAAACUUCAGAAACUCACACGCUGGGUGCCACUCGAUCGCCGACAUGGCCAAUGUCGUCGGGGGUGCCUGGUUAAGGGAAGUCGUUGGUGUGCUCUUCCUCGUCACCUACGCCAUCGUGGGGGCCUCGGGCAUCUUCGGAGCGUCUGUCGGUCUCAACGCCUUGUCGAAUCACGCCAUCUGCACAAACUACUUCAUGCUCGUCGCCACCGUCGCCGUCUGCAUGCUUGCCAGCGCCCGCAAGUUCGAGAAGAUUGCAUGGCUGACAUGGGCCGGAUUCUCGUCUGUCUUCAUCGCCGUCCUCAUCGUCGUUGUCGGUGUUACAACUCGAGCCCGUCCGGCAGCAGCACCCCAGACAGGCGACUUCGAACUAGGAUACUAUGUCAUCGGUAACCCUACCUUUGUAGCUGGCAUCACCUCGGCGGCCACAAUCUUCUGUUCGGGCGCUGGCACAUCGGCUUUUCUCCCCGUUAUUUCCGAGAUGAAGCGGCCGCGCGACUACAACAAGGCCGUCUACCUAUGCAUGGGCAUCGUGACGGCUUCGUACCUGUCCUUCAGCCUUGUCGUGUACCGCUGGUGCGGCAAGUGGGUUGCCUCACCGUCUCUCGGCAGCGCAGGCGACGUCGUCAAGAAGGUGGCCUACGGUAUUGGCAUGAUUGGCCUGCUCGUGAGCGCCUGCCUCUACGUCCAUGUCGCCGCCAAGUACAUGUUUGUGCGCUUCCUGCGCAACUCGCCCCACCUCCAGAAGAACUCGGUCGUUCACUGGGCUGUCUGGCUGUCCUGCACAUUCACCAUGUCCGUCGUCUCGUUCCUGCUCGCGUCCGGCAUCCCCAUCUUCAACUACCUCCUCGCACUCGCUGGUAGCCUGACAUUCUCGCCGCUCGCUCUGGGUCUUCCGGGCUACCUCUGGAUAUACGAUCACCAACAUUACCGCCGCGGCAGCCUGCUUCAGAGGACAGCAUACUGGCUGAACUGGCUGAUGAUCCUUCUGGCGGUUUUCCUGACCAUCGGUGGAACUUAUGGCGUUAUCCAGCAGAUCAUUGACGCGUAUGCCAAUGGCGAGAUCGCCUCGGCCUUCUCCUGUGCCGACAAUAGCAAUUCUUCAUGAUUAACUUGUACAGUACAUAUGUUUUUGCAAUUCAGAUUAGCUUGCGGCAGUCAGUUUGGGAUCAAGGCGGACUGGG
Phialemonium atrogriseum is the source of this 1885-nucleotide messenger RNA. RefSeq names its product transmembrane amino acid transporter. The record is from RefSeq and is a predicted model, not a curated record. Lineage: Eukaryota; Fungi; Ascomycota; Sordariomycetes; Cephalothecales; Cephalothecaceae. Bases 397 to 1809 code for a protein of 470 amino acids. Gene Ontology annotation, biological process: amino acid transmembrane transport. The transcript is spliced from 3 exons. Gene Ontology annotation, molecular function: L-amino acid transmembrane transporter activity.